GGUGUCUUCUUCAUCCCCCCCUCAUUCCUUGUCCCCUUUACCUGCACGAAAUUCAUUCCAAACCCUCCCUCUGAUCUUCAAAUUUUUUUUAAAUUGCUUCUGUCACCAGUAAAACCCAAACCCCCUCCUCCCUACCCCCUAAAAAGCCCCAAUUACCCUUCAACUCCAAACUCCAUCAGCAUCUUAAUUCAGGAUGAUUUCCACGGGUUUUUUAGCCUGGAUUCUGUUCUGUUACCAGGUGAGCUGCCGUCCCCUUUCAUCUGAUUUGGAAAACGAAGAUGAGAAGGUUACCAGGUGUAUUGUUGAAGUGAUCUCAGAUACACUUUCCAAACCAUAUCCAUUGCCAGUCAGCAGUGAAUGCAGCAAGAUCCUCAAAGAAGAUGCAAGGAUUCUGGCCAUGGUGCGUCAUCAGAAUCUUCUGAAGGAGUUGGAAGAACUGACACAUCAUGAGGAGACCAGGGAGAGCUUGGCCAAGAAAAGCAACAAAAGAUGGAACUACCCAGUGGAAGAAAGUGUCAAAUGGAAUGGAGAGAACAACAUGGAGAGGCAAUACAUGUUGGACAAGAAGGGAGCAAGUGCUGAGAGGAGGGACGAUGUUAGUCACCGAAGAGAAGCCAACACUAAGAAGGACAUCCCUUUAAAGAGAGGGGAAGACAUGGAGAAAUAUGAGGAAAGUGAAGAAGAAAACCUGAAGGAGCAACAUGAUUUUAAAGUCAUGAAUGGUGAAGAUGACACCAAGAUAGUCAUGCACGAAAGCGAGGAAGAGCUCAGUGAUGAAGAUAAGAGAAGUUCAGAGAAAAGACACAGAGAAUCAUCUGAGGAAUCCAAAGAAGAUGAACAGGAGGACCAUGACAUCCUCAAGAUAGACGAACUGAUUGAGAAGAUUGCCAGGGAGGAACUGGAAGAUGAAGAAGACAAGAGAGCUAAUGAGAAGAAGCAUCACAGCAAAGAGUACAGCUCAGAAGAAGAUGACUUUAAGAAGAGAAAUGAGGAAGCACGGAGCAAUGUUAAGAAACGAGUUGAAGAAAAUGCCAGUGAUGAAGAGACCGAUCAGUUUGAAGCGGAGGAAAAGGGAGUCAAGAUCUUCGAUUCCAAGACCCAUCAACAUGAGACUGGUGACAAACAUUCCAUUGAGAAUAAGUCGCAGGAUGAUAAGAGACACCAUUUUCUGGAAGACGAUAUGGACUCGGACAAUGACCUUGAUUAUCUAGAGAAGAGGCACCAUAAUACUGAAAAUAGUGAAGAACAAGAUGAAAAGGAGGAGGAGGAGGAAGAAAUCGAAGAGGAGCAGGAAGAGGAGGAGGAGGAGGAGGAGGAACACAAGCUAAAGAACCUUGUGGUGAUCGAGAAGGAGUUGAAGAAAGUUGCUAAGAAGCUGAGGGAUAUUCGAAGAGGCUAAGGCACUUUCACAAGAGCUCAGCUCCCAUCCAUUGUUAAUCACGCAUUUAACUGUCCAUAUUCUCUCCUCUAUUUUGCCGGCUAUGUACUGUUAUAGUCCAGGCUUUAAACUGCAUGGACAGGGUGCAGUAGUGCAUGGUGCAGUAAUGCAGCCUUUGUUCUUCAUUUACCAUUGGCAAUGUCACCCAUUCGUGGAAGGGUUGGGUUUAGAAGGGGGAAAAAAAAAUCAAAUUUAAAAGCCAUCCAUCUUCCCAUUCUUUAAGAUAAGGAUAACGAAUCUCCCCUUGGUGUUGCUUCUGAGCUGUCAGGAUGACGUUGUAUCUAUUGGCUGGUAUACUUGCCUUAAAGUGGGUGCAACAAACGUUCACUAGACCGAUUCCUGGGAUGAGGGGAUUGCCCUGUGAUGAAAGAGUGGGCCUAUAUUCUCUGGAGUUUAGAAGAAUGAGAGGCAAUUGCCCUAAAACAUGAGAUUCUGUGAGGGCUUCAUGGACAGUCACAGAGAGGAUGGUUAGAGGGCCCAGAACUAUGGGGUAUAGCUUCAGGAUAAGGGAUCGGCCAUUUUAGGACAGAGAUGAGGAGAGAUUUCUUCACUCAGGGGGUUGUGAAUCUUUGGAAUUCUCUCCCCCAGAGAGC
Molecule: messenger RNA, 2031 nt
Organism: Carcharodon carcharias (great white shark)
Lineage: Eukaryota; Metazoa; Chordata; Chondrichthyes; Lamniformes; Lamnidae
Product: chromogranin-A-like
Exons: 6
Coding region: 194-1399 (401 amino acids)
Cellular component (GO): secretory granule
Source: RefSeq, a predicted model, not a curated record